Molecule: messenger RNA, 3173 nt
Organism: Macadamia integrifolia
Lineage: Eukaryota; Viridiplantae; Streptophyta; Magnoliopsida; Proteales; Proteaceae
Product: probable transmembrane GTPase FZO-like, chloroplastic
Exons: 11
Coding region: 133-2871 (912 amino acids)
Biological process (GO): thylakoid membrane organization
Cellular component (GO): chloroplast membrane
Molecular function (GO): GTP binding
Source: RefSeq, a predicted model, not a curated record
GAUAAGAUUCUCUCUCGAGUAGCCUUCGUCUCUAUCACCUACCUGCACUCUCAUUCCUCAUCUCUCCUGCAAAAUCACAACUUUUCGAAUUCCCAGAUCUCUGUCUCCAUCGCUGUUCCUCUCUCUCCUUCCAUGAUCUCAUUACUUGCGAGCUGCGUUCAUCCACCUAAAUUUCCUCUCCUUAGGGAGAUCAACACUUCGAGCUUCCCUCGUCAUGGUCGAACAUAUAUAUUCAAGUUCCGGAAUCAUCGGAGUAGACUUCAUAUAAAUGCGGUAGAAAUGAACUCAUUCGACUCGUUUUAUCAGCAGCAACAGCCAAUAACACUAUUUCCUGGCGGAUUCAAGAGGCCGGAGAUUAGAGUACCUACUCUGGUUCUUCAGUUGAAAUCGGACGAGGUAUUGAAGGGGGAAGGAAUUUUGGAUGUUAUUGAUGUUGCAGUUAGUAAGUUGGUUGGAAUUGUUGUGCUCGAUGGUUCUCCAGGAAGUGGUGGCCGCUUGUAUGAGGCAGCUUGCCUUUUGAAGUCGGUCAUUAGAGACCGAGCUUAUCUGCUAAUUGCGGAGCGUGUCGAUAUUGCAUCUGCUGUUGGUGCUAGUGGCGUUCUACUCUCUGACCAAGGGUUACCUCCCAUUGUUGCAAGGAAUAUGAUGGUGCAAUCCAAGUCUGAGUCUAUCAUUCUUCCUUUAGUAGCAAGAAAUGUGCAGACAGCUAGUGCUGCUUUUAGCGCAUCUAGUUCUGAGGGUGCUGAUUGUCUUCUAUAUAAUGCUGAUGGAACAAACCAUGUUGAAAUGCUGCUGAAAUCUGUACUUAAGAAUGUCAAAGUUCCAGUUUUUACUACAAUUGCUUUCAUAGGACAGAGCACACUUCUGACAGAAGCAUCAAACUUACUUCACUCGGGUGCUAGUGGUUUAGUUAUUUCAUUGGAAGAUAUGAAGCUGUUUAGUGAUGAUACUUUGAGCAAAUUGUUUAAUACUGUGGGUGUAAUGAAGAGAAGAGCAGAUCAUGAGAUUCAGAGCUUCUUGAAACAUGAAAAAGGGGACCUGGAUGAAAGAUUUCAUGGGAAGAAAGGAUGUACUGGCUUUACUAAGUUGGGGGAUAGAGAGAAAAACUUCAUAGAAAGAGAGAGACAAAUCUUGCUAGAAGCAUCUGAUGUUAUCCGCAAAGCGGCACCGCUGAUGGAGGAGGUGAAACUGCUCACUGAUGCAGCUUCUCAGCUUGAUGAGCCAUUUUUGCUGGUUAUAGUGGGCGAAUUUAACUCUGGUAAAUCUACUUUUAUUAAUGCGCUCCUUGGACGAAGGUAUCUAAAAGAAGGAGUUGUUCCUACAACUAAUGAGAUCACUUUGUUACGCUAUUCUGAGUUGGACUCUCAUGGGCAAGAACAUUGUGAAAGGCAGCCAGAUGGACUGUUCGUAUGCUCCCUGCCUGCUAAAAUUCUUAAAGAAAUGAACCUUGUUGAUACACCAGGAACUAAUGUGAUUCUCCAAAGGCAACAACGCCUUACUGAAGAAUUUGUGCCACGUGCCGAUUUGAUUCUUUUUGUCAUUUCUGCUGAUCGGCCAUUAACUGAAAGCGAGGUUGCUUUUCUUCGUUAUAUUCAGCAGUGGAAGAAAAAAGUUGUUUUUGUAUUGAAUAAAUCUGAUAUCUAUCAGACUACCAGUGAGUUUGAGGAAGCCAUUGCAUUCAUUAAGGGUAAUGCUCAGAAGCUGUUGAAUACAGAACAUGUGACAUUAUAUCCUGUAUCUGCCCGGGCUGCACUUGAAGCAAAACUUUCUGGUCCUUCAGAUGUUGAAAAGGAAUCUGAUUGGAGAACCAAUAGUUUCUAUGAACUCGAAAAGUUCUUGUUUAGCUUUUUAGAUGGUUCAACAAAUAACGGGAUGGAAAGAAUGAAGCUUAAGCUUGAAACACCAAUUAGCAUUGCAGACCGACUACUAUCUACUUGUGAUGAACUUGCCAGACAAAGCUGUGAAUCUGCCAAUCAGGAUUUAGUCUCAGUAAAUAAAAUCAUUACUGGAGUUCAAGUUUAUGCAAUGAAGCUGGAAAGUGAGAGUCUUUCUUGGAGGAGACAGACUUUAUCACUGGUUGAUAAUGCAAAAGCCCGUGUUCUGAAGCUUAUAGAAUCUACUCUUCAAUUAUCAAAUCUUGAUCUUGUUGCCUCCUACAUUUUCAAAGGAGAGAAAAUUGCUUCACUGCCCGCAACCUGGAGUAUUCAAGACGAAAUCAUUAGCCCUGCACUCUUUGAUGCAAAGAAACUACUUGGAGAAUAUUUGGUGUGGUUGCAAUCAAAUAAUAUUCAUGAAGGGAGGCUCUACGGGGAAUAUUUUGAGAAAAGAUGGCCUUCAUUCGUCUCCCCACACAACCAGGUAUCGGAAACUCACAAAUUGCUGAAGAAAGGUGAGGAGCUCAGCCUAAAAGUGGUAGAGGACUUCAGUGCUAGUGCUGCUGCAAAACUUUUUGAGCAAGAAAUCCGUGAAGUGGUUUUGGGAACUUUUGGAGGACUUGGUGCAGCUGGUUUAUCUGCUUCCCUUCUAACAUCAGUGCUACCAACCACAUUGGAAGAUCUUCUGGCUCUAGGCCUUUGUUCUGCUGGCGGUUUGAUAGCAAUUUCAAAUUUCCCUGCCCGUCGAAAGGCAAUGGUUGACAAGGUGAAAAGGACAGCAGAUGCCUUGGCACAUGAACUCGAAGAAGCUAUGCAGAAGGAUUUGUUGCAGACUGUUGAGAAUUUGGAAAGCUUGGUCAAAUUCAUCAGUAAGCCUUACCAGGAUGAGGCACAACAUAGGCUAAACAAAUUUGUGCAGAUUCAAGGGGAACUAACAAGCGUUGAGAAAAAAAUGAAAUCAUUACGGAUCGAAAUCCAAAACCUUCGUGUAUCUUGAGAUCAUUUUGUUUCAGCAUUGCACAAGCAUGCAAAUGUCGCAGUGUCAGCUCCCUUUUUAUCAUGUGUUUGGACUUCCAUAUUUGGCUAUGGAUGCUAAAUGGAGGCAAGCAGUUUCAAUGGCAUCUCUAUUUAAUAAAGCAUGUGUAAUGUGUAUAUGAUGUAUCAAAUGGAGGUGUCAAGUUUUGUUUGGAUGUUAUUUUUUAACUGUGACAACAUACUUAGCAACUGGCUAUGUGUUAAGAUCUAUUUUUUGUAAAUGUAUUUGAUAUAUAAUGGAAAGCACCAAGUUCUGUUCCAAUA